AUGUCCGAAGUCCGACAGAGACCAGUACAACAACCAUCGUCAGCAUCCAAGGAACAGGAGCAAGAUCGAGAUCGAGAUCGCGAGCACAACAAGAUCGACAGCGAAGAAGAAGAAAAACAAAAACCGAAAAAGCAGCACAGCAGAACGAAACGCUACUACGAUGAAGACGAUGCCCGCAUCAGCCUCCUGGAUAUCGUCCGCGUCGUGGUCACGCUGGUGCUCGCCUUUUGCGGCAUGUCAUACUACAUGACUUCGAGGGAGUCGUUUCUGUGGGGGUACCGGCCGUGGUUUACGCGGUGGCCGCUUGUGGUGCAGUAUUUCCGCGGCCCCAUCAACCUCACGCCGGAACAACUCGCCCUCUACAACGGCACCGACCCGUCCCUCCCCAUUUACCUCGCCAUCAACGGCACCAUCUUCGACGUCUCGGCCAACCGCGGCAUGUACGGCCCGGGCGGAAGCUACAACUUCUUCACGGGGCGGGACGCGACGCGCGCGUUCGUCACGGGCUGUUUCCAGGAGGACCUGACGCCGGAUCUGGACGGGGCGGAGGAGCUGUUCAUCCCCGUCGACGACGAGGAUGACGAGGAGGAGCGCAAGCUGAGCAGUCGCGACCGGAAGCUGCGCAGGGAGAGAGAGUUGCGUCUGGCCAAGGCCAAGGUCCGCGAGACGGUCGCACACUGGGUGAAUUUCUACCGCGAUCAUAAGAAGUAUUUCGAGGUGGGCAAAGUCAUUACCCCUGCCAAAAAUGACAAUGCGUCCGAGUCCGAGUCCAAGCCCAAGCCUACCAAGAGGCCGCUUUGUGAAGCGGCGCAGAGGAAUAGGCCCAAACGGAAGGAUCUAAAGAAGGAAGAGGCCGAAAGGAAAGGAAAGAAAAGUAACUAA
Molecule: messenger RNA, 882 nt
Organism: Rasamsonia emersonii CBS 393.64
Lineage: Eukaryota; Fungi; Ascomycota; Eurotiomycetes; Eurotiales; Trichocomaceae
Product: Heme/steroid binding domain protein
Exons: 2
Coding region: 1-882 (293 amino acids)
Cellular component (GO): endomembrane system; membrane
Source: RefSeq, a predicted model, not a curated record